UGCGCCUGCGCCGCGGGCGGGCUGGGCCGCGGCGGCCCGUGCGAGAUGCGCGGCGGCUGCCUGGGCGCCAGGCUGCUGCGUGGCGUGGGCGGCGGGCGCGCGGGGCUCGGGGCGCGGGGCGUCCGCGCGGGCGGCGCAGCCAUGGCGGCCGCGGAGAGCAUGACCCAGCGGAUGGUCUGGGUGGACCUGGAGAUGACAGGAUUAGACAUCGAGAAGGACCAGAUUAUUGAGAUGGCCUGCCUGAUAACUGACUCUGAUCUCAACAUUUUGGCGGAAGGCCCUAACCUGAUCAUAAAGCAGCCAGACGAGUUGCUGGACAGCAUGUCAGACUGGUGUAAGGAGCACCAUGGCAAGUCUGGUCUGACCAAAGCGGUGAAGGAGAGCACAAUGACAUUGCAGCAGGCAGAGUAUGAGUUUCUCUCCUUUGUGCGACAGCAGACUCCCCCGGGGCUCUGUCCGCUUGCAGGAAAUUCAGUUCAUGCAGAUAAGAAGUUUCUUGACAAAUACAUGCCCCAGUUCAUGAAACAUCUUCAUUAUAGAAUAAUUGAUGUGAGCACUGUAAAAGAACUGUGCAGACGCUGGUAUCCAGAAGAGUAUGAAUUCGUCCCAAAGAAGGCUGCUUCGCACAGGGCACUUGACGACAUUAGCGAAAGCAUCAGAGAGCUUCAGUUUUACCGGAAUAACAUCUUCAAGAGGAAAACAGAUGAAAAGAAGAGGAAAAUUAUAGAAAAUGGGGAAAACGAGAAGACUGUGAGUUGAUGCCGGCUCUCAUGCUGCCACCACAUGGUUCUCAGGAAGCAACUUCUGGUGGUUUUUUGUUUUCCCCCUUUUUCUUUUUAUUGGUUCAUGCUGAUUGCUUGGCAGAGCACGUUCUUCAGUUACCUUGCAUCUCCAGAUUAUUCAAGCAGACAGCACCUGAAAUAUUAUUUUCUCCUAAUAUUCUGUUUUCUUUUAUGACACAGCAGCCCCUUUGAAAGUACCAGGUCAUGUCCACCCCUGGGUACAUACCUGCAUUUGCUUCUAGAUCAUAUCUUUUGUUUAAGAAAAUAGUAAUAAAAUAAAGCUAGUCCUACUGAAAUGCAAA
This is a messenger RNA of Manis pentadactyla (Chinese pangolin), 1084 nucleotides long. It is a transcript of the gene REXO2, whose product is annotated as RNA exonuclease 2. The coding region runs from base 46 to 759 and encodes 237 amino acids. Lineage: Eukaryota; Metazoa; Chordata; Mammalia; Pholidota; Manidae. Gene Ontology annotation, molecular function: 3'-5'-RNA exonuclease activity; nucleic acid binding. The transcript has 7 exons. Gene Ontology annotation, cellular component: mitochondrion. The record is from RefSeq and is a predicted model, not a curated record.